AUGGCGUCCACAACACCCACAACAACCCCCUCCUACCGGCGCACCCGCAGCAAAUCCCCGCGCUCCCGCCCCACGACGCCCCUUCGCCCUUCUUCGCGCUCCUCCCUGCGCGACUCUUACCAGCGCGGCCGUGCCGCCUCUGCUUCCGACAACGCGCUCCAAGGCCUGCAGGAUGGCUUUGCCGAGCUGAGCGACGCCAUGGCUGACCUCGAGCAAAACUUCGUCCACCUGCAGUUGAUGCACGAGAGCCUGGCCCGCUUCUCCGAGAGCUUUGCCGCCUUUCUCUACGGCAUGAACAUGAACGCCUUCUGCGUCGACUUCCCAGAGGCCCCAAUCCACGAGUCCUUCAAGCGGCCACAGAACCAGCCCGAUGGCGGGGCUGCCAACCUGAGCCGCUCGCUGGGGCCAGACGACAUGGAGGCGACCUUUUUGACCACCGACACAUCCUUUGUCGACAACCCCCCAAGCAGCAAGACUCCGUCCAAGCCUCAGACGCCUGCCCCGGCAGCCAAAACAUCGGGCCUACCAAGAGGCAGGGGAGGCAUACCACGUGCUGGCGGGCGCGGCGGGAUCCCUACCCGCGGCGGCACCACAAGGGGCACAAGAGGCGGUACAGGCAUUGCAAGAGGCGUUGCCGGGCGGGGACGGGGAGUACGGUAA
This is a messenger RNA of Bipolaris maydis ATCC 48331, 660 nucleotides long. RefSeq lists its product as uncharacterized. The record is from RefSeq and is a predicted model, not a curated record. Lineage: Eukaryota; Fungi; Ascomycota; Dothideomycetes; Pleosporales; Pleosporaceae.